AGUAUUUUCUUAUACCAUAUUAAUUAUGCUUAAUAGUAAUGCAUAAUGCAAUAGCAGUUUAAAAAGAUAAAAUUAUUUAUAUUAUAACAUGUAAUGGUUUUGAAGUCAGUAACAAUGAGGCCCUUGCUUAUGGUGGUUCCUGGUCCAAGAGCUAGUGACAUGGAACUGCAAUGCAAAGUUCAAAACUAUGAGUGGGGCAAACGGGGUCUCAAUAGUACUGUUGCGAAAUUAAUAGCCAGUGCAGAUGCCAACUCUGUAAUUGAAUCUAACAAACCUUAUGCAGAAUUGUGGAUGGGUACACACCCUAAUGGGCCCUCACUUAUUAUUGAACGUGAUGUCUUGCUUUCGGAAUAUAUUAAAGACAAUCAAGAUGCAAUAGGACCUGUUGUGAAAAAGAAGUUUGGUAUACAAGUGCCCUUUUUGCUGAAAGUCUUGUCAAUAGAAAAAGCAUUAUCGAUACAAGCACAUCCAAACAAAGAACAUGCUGAACAACUUCAUCAGAGUUUUCCAGAGCGGUACACUGAUCCCAACCACAAACCUGAGCUCUCAAUAGCACUAACACCUUUUGAAGCCCUUUGUGGAUUCAGACUGUUACCACAAAUUCAAACAUUUUUAUCUAAACUACCAGAACUAACUCAAAUAUUGCCUCAAGAUGCUGUAGAUGCUAUUUUAGCACAUGAAGAACAAGGAAACAGUGAUAAAGUUCUGAAACAAGUUAUCAAGGCCCUAAUGUUAUGUGACAAGACUGCUAUAGCUAAUAGCUUAAAGAAUUUGCUAGCAAGAUUAGAAAAUGAAGAUCUCGAAACACAGUCAGCCUUGCUGUAUCCUUUGGUACGACGUCUGCAUCAAGACUACCCUGGUGACGUGGGCUGCUGGGCUCCUUAUUUUAUGAACUAUAUGCAGCUAAGGCCGGGCCAAGCCAUUUUUCUUAAAUCAAACUUGCCCCAUGCUUAUAUUAGUGGAGUUUCAGACUGCGUAGAAUGUAUGGCUUGUUCAGACAACGUAGUACGCGCCGGCCUUACACCCAAGCCGAUUGACAUAGAAACUCUCAUAGAGAUGUUAGACUAUAGCAGCUAUGCGCAAGAGCAGUUGCUAUUCAAUCCACAUAUGGAGGACGCAAACAGCUGCAUUUGGAGACCACCAGUGGCUGAUUUUGCUGUAGUCAAAAUUAGAGUGGAGAGUGAUGGUGAACCAUACAAUACCAUAAUCAGACCAAGCCCAAGUCUUAUAAUCAUUACAUCAGGCUCUGGAGAGGUGUGCGAUACUUUACCUAUCACGGCUAAGCCAGGAGUGGUCGUAUUCUUAAAAGCCAGUCGCCAAUUAACAUUAACACCUGCCAACAGAGAUCACAUUGAAGCCUACCAAGCCAUAUGCAAUGUAUAAACAAUUUUAAUUGCAUAUUUUAAAUACACAAUCGGGACUUAGCACGAUGUAAAAGUUUUUACAGGUAAGUAGUCUUACCUGCUUCUUUAUUGCCGACGUUUCCACGUGGUUUGCACUAUGUCGUAGUCACGACAAGACUGAAGUGACCGUCGUCUUUAUUUUGCAGCUCGCGCAGUCUACUCAGGUACCUCACAUUGUCACCAUUAUUAUCUGGAGUAACCCUACAGACCGCACUCACGGUAUCCACAUUACGUUUACAUCGCGUUAAGUCCCAAUUGUGUAUUUAAAAUAUGUGUAAACAACGCGAAAGUUUAAAAUAAACUAAUUCUAAUUGCAUUGCAAAAUCCAAAGGCUUUUAGCAGAGCGUCAAGUUAACAACCGCUAGUAUAGCGCUAGCCAUUGCGAUAAAAAAUUCUAUAUUUAGAUCACACUGCCAUCAGAUAGAGUGAAUUUAUUUCGUAUAUUAUUGAAAAGUAUGUAAUUUAUUUUGUCUUCACAAAAACCAGUUAACAGUGUUAAAAUUAUGUAAGUAUAAUUCGCGAGAGACUGGUGAUUAUUUUAGCUUAAAUAAAACAUAUAACAUUAGUAACCAGUAUUAUAAAUUGAAACUAGCGCAGCUAAUAUACUAAGUGCUAGUCACAGACUACAGAUAUAUAGUACGUCAUCGUCAUUUGCUUGUCAUCUGAUACACCAAAUGAAAAAAUAAAAUAGGUAAAAGACCUAUUUCUCUCAUGAUGCAAGGGAUAUGCAUUAGGUCUAAAAAUAAAAACGAUUCGGGAAAGCACAACACAUUCGUCGAUCACUGCCAGUCAGAAUUUUUAUUGUUAAUUUAAAAAUUAGCGACUAUGAGACAAUUUUAUGUAAAUGUAGAGGUAAAUAUGUAGACGUCUGGCACACUUCUCACUGUCUAUCUUGUAACGGACUUAGCAUAAAGAUAAAAAGUAAUGUUGAAGAGGGUGAAUAAAUCUAACAUUCUGCAAUAUCCAUUUAAAGUAAAUAUAAUAUAAAAUAUAAUAUAUAAAUAAAUAUUGUAAACCAUUUUAUUUCUUUCGACAUAAAUUUUCAAAUUAUUGUUGAAAGAAAUAAAAUUAAUUACAAUUUCAAAUUUAAACAUUGAACACGUGUAAAUUAAAAUAUAAUAAUGAUACUAGAACAUACAUAUUUUUGUCACAUCCUGCAAACUGUUAAAAUUCUUGACAAGCAUCUCCAUAAAAGUUAAUGAUAUUGUUCAAAAUAGUGAUCGUUUACAUGCUACGUGUCGAUGCACGGUAUGUACGUUUGCGCAGAUUCACAUAAACCUGUUUACGUGCAGUAAGCAGGUUUAUAUAAAACCGCUAUUAUUUCAGUAGAAAUUUCGUCGGCGGUAGUAAUAGUAACAAAUUAUCACAAUUCUUGACAAACAUACAUGAAAACUAUAUCAUUUAAUAAAGAAUACUGAAAAAUCUUAUAUAGCGAUUCUUAAAUACAAAAACAGUUAUUCUUUGGCCCAACUAUCCCAUGUUACUAUUCGGUAAAAUUACUAUGAACUUCUCUAUGGUAUCAACAAAUAUAGAAAUGCCAGUGUCGAAUAUGGUUUAAUUUAGAAUGGUAUUUUAAGCAUUUAUAAAUAGUGGUUCCUCUAUAUUAUAAGUUAUAUUCAAUUAAUACACAAAGUGUUCAAUAAGUGAGAUUUGUCUCUUAAGGGAUUUGGCAUGAAGACAUGUAGUUCGUAAUUACUACAUAUUUAAUAAAAAAAAAAAUAUAUUUUUCGAGAUUUUAUAAGUUGUAAUAUUAUGUUGUAUGCUAAUAAUUACAUUUAUGUAAUACUUUAAUUCUCAUUUCUAAUGGGUUUUCUCUUAAACCUGUAAUUUAAAAAUUGACAUUCUAUCAUAAAUUGUAAUUUUUUUCUUAUUUUAAAUGCAAUUAUAUUACUUUUGUAAUGUGACGAAAUUGAAUUUAGAGCCACAGAAGUGACCGCAUCAACUAUCUUAGGACAUACUCCCUUUUUUGUGCUGUAUUUCUUCCAAACAUCAAAUUAAUAAAUUAAACCCUCUAUAUCUUUUUUGCAUUAAGUUGGUCUUCUUUUCAAAUGAAAUGUUUUUGAUGAGAUUGAUACAAAUUACGGAUUCAAAGAUUACAGAGGUAAACAUAAUGUGUGUAUACAAAUUAUCACAAUUGUUUAAAUUUUAAUAACUACUGUUAUGAAAAAAAUCCAAUAUAUUUUAUACACUUUUGUUUGUUUAUUUUAAUUAUUAAAAUAAAUACCCAAUAUGAUUUAUAGAAUAAUACAUAUGAAUAUUUACAAGCAUUUAUACUUUUAAUAUUUCAAUAAAGGCAACUAGGUAAUAAAUGUUAAUUUUAUUUUGCAUUUAUAAAACAGCUUUUAUUAAUCAUGUUUCUAUUGAGAAUUAUAUAUAUUUUAAUUGUUUUACAUAGAACAUUAUAUA
This is a messenger RNA of Galleria mellonella (greater wax moth), 3809 nucleotides long. Its product is annotated as mannose-6-phosphate isomerase. Gene Ontology annotation, cellular component: cytosol. Gene Ontology annotation, biological process: carbohydrate metabolic process; GDP-mannose biosynthetic process. The coding region runs from base 94 to 1383 and encodes 429 amino acids. Lineage: Eukaryota; Metazoa; Arthropoda; Insecta; Lepidoptera; Pyralidae. The record is from RefSeq and is a predicted model, not a curated record. Gene Ontology annotation, molecular function: mannose-6-phosphate isomerase activity; zinc ion binding. The transcript has 7 exons.